AUUUCCAAGAAAUGAGAGGAGGUCAACGACUAAAAACAACUUGCUGAAUAUUUAAAAAUCUUUUUCUGCUUAGUGGAGGCAUUUAUUUUACAUUAAUUUUUAUGUUUUAAAAACAUAAUGUUAUUAUAUAAUUAAAUUUCUUGCACAAACAGAGAAUAUUAUUAAUAUAUACUGUGAAGAGUAAUAAAACAGUUUCGUUUCAUUAAAUAUUUGAUUGAAUUAUAAAAAUAGUGAAAAAAUAGAAGAUGUGUUCGUGUUCGUGGAGCGGAGGACAACGUAGUUGGUUUCCGCGUGCUGUACGAGACAGAUAACUUCUACAGAGAGAAACAAAGAUCGAGACAAAAAGAAACCCUUAAAGGAUUUGAACGGAGAAGACGAGGAAAAACAAAGACACAACUCUGUAAGUUCUGACCCAAUUUUUUUUAUGUUUUGUCUGGAAAGUUUCAAGAUUUGAUUUUUGUGGUUCUCUUUACAUUUUCUGGGUUUUGUGUAAGCAUUUGAUGUGUGGAGUGUCUCUCUUUUUGUUAUUCGAAUUCAUUAUCAAUCUUUUGUGUGUGUUUCAUGUAGAUUUGCUCAAUUUUUAAUCUAGAUCUAACCAAAUUAAUUAACUAAAGAUUUAGAUAAGAAAAGCCCUAAUUUGUGAUCUACUAUAUGAUCCAGAAUCUGGAGUCUUUGUUUCUACUUGAUAUAUGUAAAUCUUGAAAGUUUCCUUUUUUUUUUCUUCUCUUCUUGAAGUAGUAAAGACUUUAUCUUUUCUCAAUUGAAUCCAAGAAUGAUUAGAGGGUUUAUUUAUUUUGGGACCAAUAAACAGACUUUGUUCUUGGGGGCAGAGACUGUUUCUUUCCCUUUUCUUUUUUUUCACUUCUUUAGAAGAUUCUUCAUUUGAAUUCUGUCCUUCAAUUUUGAAGUUGUCUUGUUCUCUUUUUUACUAAAUGUGAAUCAAAAGAAUGUUUUCUUAAGUUUUAAAAAAGCCUGUGGUGGUUACUGCUUUUGGUCCAUUGAUAAGAAGAAUCUUCUUUUCUUCUCUUCUCUUCUCUUCUCUUCUCUUCCGUGUCAUUGCUUUGUUAUUAAGUAUCAUUCAGAAUUUGAAUCAAAACUCUACUUUUGUGUCUUGCAGAACCUUUAGAGAGAGAAAAACAAAUGUCGUUCCGUAGCAUAGUUCGUGAUGUGAGAGAUAGUAUAGGAAGUCUAUCGAGGCGUAGUUUCGACUUUAAGUUAAGCAGCUUGAACAAAGAAGGUGGUAAAUCCCGUGGUUCGGUUCAAGAUUCUCAUGAGGAACAACUUGUAGUAACGAUUCAAGAAACACCGUGGGCGAAUCUACCUCCAGAGUUAUUACGUGAUGUGAUCAAAAGACUUGAAGAGAGUGAAAGUGUGUGGCCUGCUCGUAGACAUGUUGUUGCUUGUGCUUCUGUUUGCAGGUCAUGGAGAGAUAUGUGUAAAGAGAUUGUUCAAAGUCCGGAGCUCUCAGGCAAAAUCACAUUUCCUGUUUCGUUGAAACAGCCUGGACCAAGAGAUGCAACAAUGCAAUGCUUUAUCAAAAGGGAUAAAUCUAACUUGACUUAUCAUUUAUAUCUUUGUCUCAGUCCUGCUUUGUUGGUUGAGAAUGGAAAGUUUCUUCUUUCUGCAAAACGCAUAAGAAGAACUACAUACACCGAGUACGUGAUCUCUAUGCACGCCGACACCAUUUCGAGAUCAAGCAAUACCUACAUUGGCAAAAUCAGGUCUAAUUUUCUGGGGACGAAGUUUAUAAUAUACGAUACACAACCAGCAUACAACAGCAACAUCGCUCGAGCGGUCCAACCGGUAGGUCUUAGCCGCAGAUUCUACUCAAAGAGAGUCUCUCCCAAAGUACCUAGUGGGAGCUACAAAAUUGCGCAGGUUUCUUAUGAGCUAAACGUUCUUGGUACCCGUGGUCCGAGGAGAAUGCAUUGUGCGAUGAACUCAAUUCCCGCCUCUUCCCUUGCGGAAGGCGGAACUGUGCCUGGACAGCCCGAUAUCAUUGUCCCGCGCUCUAUUCUCGACGAAUCGUUCCGCAGCAUUACCUCUUCGUCAUCGAGAAAAAUCACUUACGAUUACUCGAAUGAUUUUAGCAGUGCACGGUUUUCCGACAUUCUUGGCCCGUUAAGCGAAGACCAAGAAGUGGUAUUAGAAGAAGGGAAAGAGCGGAAUUCGCCACCACUUGUGCUUAAGAACAAGCCGCCGAGGUGGCAUGAACAGCUUCAGUGUUGGUGUUUAAACUUCAGGGGACGUGUAACAGUCGCAUCAGUUAAGAACUUUCAGCUCAUUGCAGCAAACCAACCACAGCCUCAGCCUCAGCCUCAACCGCAACCUCAACCCCUAACUCAGCCGCAACCGUCUGGUCAGACCGAUGGUCCCGACAAGAUCAUAUUGCAGUUUGGGAAAGUGGGAAAAGACAUGUUCACGAUGGAUUUCCGGUAUCCGCUCUCUGCGUUUCAGGCUUUCGCUAUCUGUUUGAGCAGUUUCGACACAAAACUUGCUUGCGAAUAAGUCAAAAACUCAGCUUUGUAUGUAAUGUUAUCAGAUUUGCUUUGGAGAUUCUUGUUUUGUGGUGUUUUAUUUUCACCGAGAAUCUCAUAAUUAGAUUUGUUUCAAGCUUUCAUUGCUUAUGCUGUUUAUUGGUGCAACCAAAAAGUUUAUUCGAGUUUGGUUUUUCUCCAUAGUUUGAUUUGUAUUCAUAACGGUCAAAAACAUAAAACGAAAAUAACAAUAAAUCAUUAAG
Messenger RNA from Arabidopsis thaliana (thale cress), 2740 nucleotides. It is a transcript of the gene TLP1, whose product is annotated as tubby like protein 1. Gene Ontology annotation, biological process: regulation of DNA-templated transcription. Lineage: Eukaryota; Viridiplantae; Streptophyta; Magnoliopsida; Brassicales; Brassicaceae. The transcript has 4 exons. The record is from RefSeq and is marked reviewed. Bases 1141 to 2508 code for a protein of 455 amino acids.